UCAUCUGCGCCUCAGCGCAUCGUUGACCGCCUGCUGCUUGGCCUCGUCGGUCCCCUGUGUGCGCGCCAAGAUGUCCCGAAUCAUCUCCCACGCGUUGCCGCAGAUGAUCAGGUGGUUGAUAGACACGGAAACGAACGGGCCGGCUUCCAGUGAAAGUGUGGAGGUCCUGAAGCCUCGUGCGAGUGCCAGCUUCAGCGAUUGGUCGACGGUGAGGUCGAUGGGCGCCGAGAUGUCGUAGAAGGAGUCUCUCUGCGCCCAGAACUCGCGAUUGCGGCUGACAGAGGGACAGGAGGACAGACAGAAUAAUGAGGGCGGUGCUGUGUGUGGCUGGCUGCCGUGAUGAUAGAUACGCACCGCAAUGCCGUCCGAACGGCGUUGUCGACGUAGAAGCUCUGAAGCAGCAAAGACAGCCAUACGUCAUACCCACACACACGCACACAUCCACACACACACACGGAUCAGCCCAUUGGCCGUCCCCUUCUCCCUCCCUCUCACCAAGGCAUUCCGCAUCCUCGCGCGGAUCUCCAGCGGCGCACCGGCAUUGUCGAUGGCGCUGACACUCAUCGGCACCUCAUUCCGCCACCGCACCGUCACCGCAUACGUGUGGCCGCCAUAACAGUGCUCGAACGUCACGCGCCGGCUGCCGUCGCCCUGUAUGUCCGUGUGGCGGAUGGUGAGGAGGGCGGUGCCGGUGAAGAGGCACUCGCCCUGCAUGUUGAGCUCCUGGCUGAGCUUGGCCUUCAUGUCGGCGACGAUGCGGUUUUGCCUGCGGAAGUCGCCGGGCAGCUGGGGACUGAAGGAGAUGCUGUAGAUGUGCAGGUUGGUGCCUGGCUUGAACUUCACACGGACUGCAUAAGAACAGACACACACACAGAGAGAGAGAGAGAGAGAUAGGGAACACGUGUGCGGUGUGCGCUGUGUGUGUAGGGUGUGCUGCCAUCUUCCCAUUCUUGUUUCGCUCACUUGGCAGGACGCUUGCGAUGGCCUGGAUCUGCCUGCCCUUGGUGUAGUGGCCAGGGCGGUCGAUGGGCACGAUGCGAAGCUGCUCCUGCCUCUGAGGCGCCAUCUCACACUACACACGUCGUCACCGCAGUGAAGGUCACUGACACAGAUCUGCAAACACACACAGCACACACAGAGAGGGGGGGGAGGGGGAGAUGAUGCCUUGCCGAGCUGCGAGCAACCGUUCUGCAUCGCGCACCUGCAAGCUUAGCGGACAGGUGGAGGGAACCCCCGCCGUACUAACUGUGGCUCGGGGUGGUGACUAUGACGCAGGAGAGUCACUGACACCCGUAACACGCUUGCUGCUGGCGUGUUC
Messenger RNA from Vitrella brassicaformis, 1318 nucleotides. NCBI's taxonomy places the organism in Eukaryota, Vitrellaceae. The record is from the annotation of a GenBank genome assembly.